GUUGCAUUCACCAAGCACACGACCGCGUGGCAUGAUGGACGUCGGCACGAAGGCGUUAGUGGUGCAUUCGUCGGCCGUUGACUUGAUGGAGGCUUCAAUGCAUGUGGAAGCAGUGGUUUACGUGCUUCUUGGCGCCGGCCUCAUGAGCGUAUACGUGUACUUUGUCACGCGAGUCGACAAGGUGAUGCGCCGCAAGCGAUUCACCGACCGCAUGAAGUCGUACGCGCAAGUGCUGCGCGACGACCGGAGGCUUCGCAUGGAGCGAGUCCAUCGAAUGCAAGCCAUUCUGGAAGACGAACAUGGCGAAGACGACAGCGACGAUGACAGGAUCGACGUCGAUGCCGACGUCGUUCGAUUGGUGCUCUCGUAGUAGCUCACCCACCUCUCCUUCGAUCCGAUGCCAGCCACAGCUCUCCGUUUGCAGUUCCACUUAUGCGACUUAACUUAUUGCUUCAUGUGCUUCUUGUGUGAUUCUGCGAUUGUUCAACCGGGUUCAUGCUAUCCCAUGGCGUUGUGUUGGCUGGCAAGUGUUGUAGCGGGCGACGGGACGCCCAGCAGUCUUUUUACUGGCGUGUCCACCAGAACGAGCGGGGCAAAGCAGUGCCAAUUUUGUCAUGGCCAACGUGGCCGCCGGUGGGUGCAUCGCCAUGACACCAUCCAGCAGCAAAAGCCACGCGGAUUGGUGCUAAAAUAUGUUAUAAAAGUAAUUUACAACAGUG
Aphanomyces invadans is the source of this 719-nucleotide messenger RNA. RefSeq lists its product as hypothetical. The coding region runs from base 32 to 370 and encodes 112 amino acids. The transcript has a single exon. Lineage: Eukaryota; Oomycota; Saprolegniomycetes; Saprolegniales; Verrucalvaceae. The record is from RefSeq and is a predicted model, not a curated record.